AUGGACCGUCUGGGAAUGUUCCAGGUGCCCCCUCUGGGGCCACCACCGCUUACAAACCAACCACCACAGAUCUUUGGCGGCUCAUAUCUCCCCGAUGGACUUCCGCCAGACUUGGCGGCGCACAUGUUUCCAGACUCCAGCUUGUUGCUAGACGACAGCAGCGAUGCCAAGAGGCGGAGAAUUGCUAGGGCCUGUGAUCAAUGCAGAAGGAAGAAGAUCAAGUGCGAUGGUAAGCUGCCGGCGUGCACUCAUUGCACCAACUACAAGACCGAAUGCAUCUUUACCCAGAUCGAAAAGAAGAGGGCGACGCCAAAGGGUGCCAAAUACAUCGAAGCACUGGAGAACCGCCUAGCUCGCAUGGAAAAGCUUCUUCGGCUGGCUGGCAUCAUCGUGAAUGAGGACGACGACCUUGCUGAACUCGAGAAGAGACUCACCGAAAAGGCACGACAGACCGCCGGCACUCAAAGCUCAACCCCUUCCUCGCCGUCACGCCUCACGUCGGAAAGCGACGGCACGGCCUCUCCCAGAAGCUCGGUGACGUCGCCAGGUUUCCAAAAGGACAAGGACAGAAGACAGGAUGAUAAGCACAAAUCAAUCGCCACCCCCGUGAGCCUCCAGGGCGAGGAGGAGGUCGAGGCAUUGUCAGAAAUGAUGUGCUCGCUGGUAACCAACAACUCCGGAGAGACCAGAUAUAUCGGCUCCUCGUCCGGCUUCUCCAUCUUCUCACCAAAGGGCAUUCAAUGGAUCAACAACAAGACUGGCGAUGUCGCCUUCCAGAACAUGAUCUCCGAGGUCUCCGAAGAUGACCACAAGUGGACGAAUUGGAAGCCUGAAAUAUUCAGGGACCUGUUUCAGCGGCCUGUCUUCCGACCCCUACCGUCCAAGGCCGAGGCCAUGUCUCUGCUUACAGAUUAUUUCGAGAACUUCAACUGCAUGUUUCCGCUCUUCCACCAGCCGACCUUCAUGCACCUGGUCGAGCGCCAGUACUCCGAUGACCCCUACCAGGGUUCGGGUUGGUGGGCAAGUCUCAACUGUGCCUUGGCCAUCGCUCAUCGCCUGCGCGUCAUGAGUAAUCUGGUUCCGCAAGAGGAGGAUGACAAGGCUUGGGGCUACAUGAAGAACGCUAUGGGCGUCUUUGCCGAACUUACCAUGCGCAACACGGAUCUGCUGAGCGUCCAGGCUCUGCUUGGGAUGGCUCUCUUCAUGCAGGGGACACCCAAUCCUCAGCCGACCUUCCUAUUGAUUGCUGCCGCCAUUCGGCUUUCGCAUAGCAUUGGCCUCCACAAAAAGGGCACGGGAUUCAACCUCAAUCCCAUCGAAAUCGAGCAGCGCAAGCGUGUGUUUUGGAUCGCUUACAUGCUGGACAAGGAUCUCUGCCUGAGAUCAGGGCGCCCCCCUGCUCAGGAUGACGACGACAUGAACGUCGAGCUUCCCGAUGCCGACCCCGAGGACAACAUUGGCAACAUCCCUCUGGCAGAUGGAAAGGGCAAGAUGAAUCUGUUCCGAGUCAUGUGCGAAUUCGCCGUCAUCGAAAGCAACGUCUACAAGAGGCUGUACGCGGCCAAGGCAGCGAAGCAAUCCGACGGCGAGCUUCUUGCAACGAUCGGAGAGUUGGAUCAACAGCUGGAGGAGUGGAAGGACCGGAUCCCCAUCGACUUUAGGCCCGAGCAUGAAAUCAGGGCUUCGCACACGCCUCUUAUCCUCCAUAUCGUCAUGGUGCAUUUUACUUACUACAACUGCUUGACAACCAUCCACCGCAUGUCAGUUCACCACGGCUUUUGGACCAGCCGGCUUGCCAACUAUGCCAUCUCAGGCCAGAAUGUGCGGCCACUGAACCCCAGAGUGUAUUCGUCUGCCAUGCUCUCAACAGCAGCAGCACGGGCAUCCAUCUCACUGCUCAAGUACAUUCCCCAGGGAGACUUUUCUUGUGUGUGGUUGAUUCUCUACUUCCCAGUCUCGGCACUAGUCACCCUUUUCGGCAACAUCCUACAGAAUCCUCUCGAUCAGCGUGCCAAAUCCGAUGUCCGACUGAUGAAUCUCGUCGUUACAUUUCUCUCAAUGCUUGGUCAGGAGGCUGAGCAGGGCGGCGUCCACAGAAUGCUGGGCAUCUGCUCCGAAUUCUGCCGAAUCGCGCAGAGAGUCAUUGAGAAGGCUGAAAAGGAACAAUCUUCUCGACGUAAGCGCAAGGCCGUCGACACUCCAGGAAGCACAGACGCCCCAACGACGACACCGCAGACCAGCGUCCACGAUACGCUGACGCCCGAGUUUGCUGCUGCACGUGCCUCGAUUCACAAUGCAGCCAACAAGGCCACGCCAUCAGGCUCGUCACCGUCACUCGACCCUACGGGGUGGACACAGGACUACCAGAUGCCCCAAGACGUCGAGUUCGAGUCCUUCAGCGAUCUGACGGGAUUCGGCAGUGAUGUUCAGUCACCGCCUGUGCCCAACGGCCGUGGCUUCCCGCAACCGUUGCUCCCCCAAGACCUCUUUUCCUUGUCUAUGAGCCUGGAUUGGAACUGGGUUGAGAUGAGCGGAGGGGCGUACCCGACGGUCGAGAAUGGCAACUUUGGCGGCCUCGAGAACACGGGGGUGCUUGAUCCACGAGAGCAGAGGCAGUGA
Trichoderma citrinoviride is the source of this 2619-nucleotide messenger RNA. RefSeq names its product N-terminal binuclear Zn cluster-containing protein. The transcript is spliced from 7 exons. NCBI's taxonomy places the organism in Eukaryota, Fungi, Ascomycota, Sordariomycetes, Hypocreales, Hypocreaceae. Bases 1 to 2619 code for a protein of 872 amino acids. The record is from RefSeq and is a predicted model, not a curated record. Gene Ontology annotation, biological process: regulation of DNA-templated transcription; DNA-templated transcription. Gene Ontology annotation, molecular function: DNA binding; DNA-binding transcription factor activity, RNA polymerase II-specific; zinc ion binding.